Symbiodinium sp. CCMP2592 is the source of this 543-nucleotide messenger RNA. The record is from the annotation of a GenBank genome assembly. Lineage: Eukaryota; Dinophyceae; Suessiales; Symbiodiniaceae.
AUGGAGAAGACUGCAGUGACCUGUGUGUCCUGGUUGCCGCGUGGCAGCUGCAGCGGACGCCUCGUCGGAGCCCAGCACGAAGAGGAGGAUGAUGAUGCGAUGAGGGAGGCAGCCGAUGUGAACCACUCGGUUGCCGGGGGAUCUAUUCCCGGCUUGGAGGAGUUCGAUAUGGAGAACUACGACAACGACGCCGAUGAAGGCAUGCAGUUCUUCUCUGUUCUCGAUGCCGAUGGCGAAUUGGCACGAGAGAAGGACCCACACAUGACUGGAAAUCCAGACUCGGAUUCCGAUUCAGAAGGUGAUGUGGAGAUUCGACAGGAUGACCAUGUGUUCGUCGCAGCUUCUUGCGAGGAAGACUGCUGCACCCUCGAGCUCUAUGUCUUCGAGGAGGAUGAGGUGAACAUGUACGUGCACCAUGAGAUUGGUCUUGCAGCUUAUCCGCUGUGCGUGGAGUGGAUGGGACGAACGUCCUCAAGCGACAGCGGCUGCUAUGCUGCUGUGGGUUCGAUUGAUCACUCCAUCCAGCCGCUUGACAUGAUCUGA